GUCCUUUCUCUUGGGUUUUGGACACGAGGUUGUUGUCACGGGAUCAAAAGCUAACGCUUUGUAAAGCAUCGACAUGAUAGUAACCUGGAUCGAUUCACUCGUGAGUAUUCCUUUCGAGUGCAUUUCGCCGAAGAAGAAUACAAGAACCUUUCGUCCACACUCCGCGAACGACUCGUGCAGGCCAUCUCGAGCAAACGGGCCCGUCUGAUGCGCGAGAAAGAGCAGUUGGACAUCGCCGAUACCAACGCUCUUCUAUUACACCCCAACCAAUUCAGCAUCACCAACCCUGCCAGCCCCGGCGGGAUCCACGGGAACCGGAAGACCCGUCACACUCGUCACCGAGUCGAUCUGGAUGAGUUGGGCAAUGGCAUUAUAUCUGAGAUCAACAAGAGAAAGCGCAAGGCCCCGGAGGAGGACGUCGGGUCGCCUGUGCGGGAGGGCGCCGGAGCAGCAGGGACCGCGGCGGCGGCAACGUCAGCGUCUCUCCCGGCCGAGCGCGCCAAGGCGCAGCUGGCCCAACAGCAGCAGGCGCCUCUGUAUUCGAUUAAUUCCCUGUUUACUGAAAAAGAGCUCAGUGCUCAUGCCAACCAAGCCCACGUUGCCACCGUUCAUUUCUUCUCGACCUCCAAGCGCGGUGGCGACCAACCGUCCGGCACGGCGACGAACGGCAACAAUACCGAUACGGAGGAUGCCUCCGGGGUGGACGGGACUGGCGCGGAAGACAACGGUACUCCGGCGACCGAUAUGGCUCGCACGGCCAGUCAGAACUACCACGCGACGCGCUCCACGCGCGGACAUGGCAACCAUGCGCUCAAUGCGCUUGCCGAGUUGUCGGACAAGCCGGCCGUCCGUCCGAACCUGCCGUACAACAUCCUGGCCAACUACCACGCGCGACCCAGCAACAACGGCGCGCCGCCACUGCCCCCGUUGAUGAACGAAGAAGUCGACGACGACUGGGCUCGCCUGCAGCGGUUGAACACCAAACCGUCGGGAUACUUUGACAAGAAUCUGGUGCAGUUGCUCGUGGAGCCCCUUCCCGCCGAGACGGACGGCGUCCCGACCAACCCGAACCGAUUCAGCCUGCUGCAUCCGGACUUCCCCGUCGAUAUGGGCAUGCACUUGUAUCCCCUCAAAGGCAGCGACGACAAUUACGGACAAGAGCGGACGAAAAAGGCACGAACGGGGUGAUUUAUUCCGCAUGUUGCGGGUUUAUACGGAUUGAACGGGAUGCAAUUGAUCAUUAUCGGGCGUUUAUCUUUCUGAUCUCUCAUAUCUUUCUUAUCAUUUUUUUUUUCUGUUCUCUUAUGGCGUGCAAGGACAUGGCGCGAGGAUGUACUGUCCGAACAGUGCAAGUACAAGUUACACGUACAGCGAAGGGAAAUAGGUUAAAUACCAGUGGCGUUUAAGUUGGCUGCUGGCUAGUUGGUCGGCCUACUUGAG
Molecule: messenger RNA, 1440 nt
Organism: Aspergillus steynii IBT 23096
Lineage: Eukaryota; Fungi; Ascomycota; Eurotiomycetes; Eurotiales; Aspergillaceae
Exons: 2
Coding region: 208-1188 (326 amino acids)
Biological process (GO): negative regulation of transcription by RNA polymerase II
Cellular component (GO): Sin3-type complex
Molecular function (GO): histone deacetylase binding
Source: RefSeq, a predicted model, not a curated record